AUGCUGCUGCUGCUGCUCGUGGCCAUCCCGCUGCUGGUGCACGGCUCCAGGGCGGCCGCGCACUACGAGAUGCUGGGCAGCUGCCGCAUGGUCUGCGACCCGUACCCCGAGCCGCCCGCCGCCUCCGCCGCUCCGUUCCUGCCGGGAGCCAAGGGCGAGCCGGGCCGCAAGGGCCGCUCCGGGCUCCGCGGGCCGCCGGGGCCGCCGGGCCCGCGGGGACCCCCGGGAGAACCGGGCCGGCCGGGUCCGCCGGGCCCGCCGGGCCCGGGGCCGGGCGGGUACAUCCCGUCCUUCUACAGCCCCAAAAUCGCUUUUUACGCCGGCUUGAGGAAACCGCACGAGGGUUACGAGGUGCUGCGCUUCGACGACGUGGUGACCAACGUGGGCAACUACUACGAGCCCUCGAGUGGCAAAUUCACCUGCCCGCUGCCCGGCAUUUAUUUCUUCACCUACCACGUCCUGAUGCGCGGCGGGGACGGCACCAGCAUGUGGGCCGACCUGAUGAAGAACGGGCAGGUGCGUGCCAGCGCCAUCGCGCAGGACGCGGACCAGAACUACGACUACGCCAGCAACAGCGCCAUCCUGCACCUGGACGUGGGCGACGAGGUCUGCGUGCGCCUGGACGGCGGCAAAGUGCACGGCGGCAACACCAACAAGUACAGCACCUUCUCCGGCUUCAUCGUCUACCCCGACUGA
Messenger RNA from Lonchura striata (white-rumped munia), 696 nucleotides. The record is from RefSeq and is a predicted model, not a curated record. NCBI's taxonomy places the organism in Eukaryota, Metazoa, Chordata, Aves, Passeriformes, Estrildidae.